GCGGCACUACAGAGCAGGCUUGACAAGCUGAAGCAGGAGUACACCGAGAGCAUUGGCGAGAUGAAACGUCUCAACAAGGAGGAAGAAGAGCAGCAGCGAAAGAUGGCAGACUUCACGGUCCGUACUGCAGCCCCGGCACCCUUGCCGGACGAGCUGCUGGAAGCCCUCAAGCAUGCAGGAGUGAGCGAAGAGCACGUGCAAGCGACGAGGGCUCACCUCGCCAAAGCACCAAAGCCUGAGGCUGCAAACCCUUCCCAGCUUGGACUAACGGCCCCAGACUCCCAGGCAGAAAGGGAGACCAAGAGCGGCAAAGGCGACAGGCGAAGUGAGGAGAGGAGCCGCUCGCCGCCCAAAGACACACCCACCGAGUAG
This is a messenger RNA of Symbiodinium sp. CCMP2456, 372 nucleotides long. NCBI's taxonomy places the organism in Eukaryota, Dinophyceae, Suessiales, Symbiodiniaceae. The record is from the annotation of a GenBank genome assembly.